Messenger RNA from Adineta steineri, 2493 nucleotides. The record is from the annotation of a GenBank genome assembly. NCBI's taxonomy places the organism in Eukaryota, Metazoa, Rotifera, Eurotatoria, Adinetida, Adinetidae.
AUGAAUAUGAGCCAUCUGUAUGGUCCACAAAUAAUAAAAGAUAAAGUUCUAACAAAUAUAUCGGCUGCCAUUCGUGAAAUUCAUCGUUUAGCUGUAGACGAAGACGAUCAGACAUCAAAAAUUCUAACUAAUGAUAAUUGGCAAGUACAUUGUCUACUUGAACAUCUCGAUUUUGCUUUACUCUAUGGAUUAAAAUAUGUACAAGAUGGUUAUUAUAAAUGUGUGAAAGAAUUUACUCCAAAACUAUUAUCCAAACAAAUAGAAUCGUUAUUAAAUAUUGAAACAGAUCUUGGUCGCGGUCGUGCAUGGUUUUUCUUUGCAUUAAAUGAUAGUUUAACUGAAAGUUAUAUAAAAUGUUUUCAAGAUAAUAGAAAAUUAAUUAAAAAAUUCUAUACAGCAGAUUCAAUAAUCAAUGAUACUCAAAGAUUAUUAACUCUUACAACGUUAUGUUCUGGUUUAGAAAAUAUUCAAUUUAAUUUAAAAGCAGACUGUGUAUAUUUUGAUCGUAGUUGUUGGCCAGCGUAUUUACAAGUAGAUAUAAAAGAUACAGAAAAACUUUCAUUACCAGGUGUACGAAAUGAUGUUCCAUCAUUUGCUACGUAUUUAUCCAGAUAUGAUGUUCAGCAUAUACCUUCAUCACCUACGAUAUUACAUAGUGCGACUGUUACAUCGAAACGUGUACGUGUACCUAAACGAACUGAUCAUACAUCGGCAGCAUCUUCUGUUGUCAAUAGUUUUGUAUCUUCGGAUAUUCAUCCAACGAAUUUAUCUCGUUCAUCAUCUGUUAGUUUUGAUAAUCCAUCGAUUGAUGGGUUAUCACUUAAUGAUGAAAAUCAAACUACAAAUUCGAAACCUAUAUUAAUCGAUACACCUUUACUUAUACCAACAGCAAUAACAACAGAAAUUAGUUCAAGUUUAAGUGAACUUGAUCCAAUGUUAAAUGGUCGAGUUCGAACACCAUCACCAAUACCAUCAACUAUGAUCGAUGAGCAAAUCAUGACAAUUCCCACCGAUGAUACAACUGAUAAUCAACCUAUGACAAUCGAAAAUCAACCUUCCACAGUUAUCGAAGAAUCAAUCAAUAUUUCCGAACAUACCGAAAAUUCAGUAUUAUCUUCAGCAUCAGUUGAUAAUGAUUUAAAUAUCGAAAAGAAAAAUGAUGAUCUUUUACAAAUUGUUGAAGAAGACGUUCUUGAUUUACCAGCUGAUGCAAAUCUACAAUUACAAUUCCUAUUAGAAGUUUAUGAAUUAGAAAAUAGAGAAAAUUUUAUUAAAUUAUUUCCAACAACUAUUGGUCAUAAUAAUGGUAAUACAGAAGUCGUCUAUUUUCUUAUAACAUCACAUAAUAUUUAUUUACUACGGCAAGUAAAUGAAGUUAAUGAUUCCUAUCGAAUAGAAAAAAUUGAAAGUAUACCAAUUGAAAAAAUUGAUUAUAUUGAAAUUGGUCCAAAUGAACAGUUCUUUCGUAUAAUUACCGUUAAACAUACUAAACUUCGUUGUCUAACUACAGGAUGCAAAGAAUUAACAAAUGAUAUAUGUACUACUAUUCGUGAAACUGCAAAGUAUGGUCGUUUUCCCGAACCACAAAUCUUACCAGCAACAAUGCAAGAAAUAUCGAUAAAAAAAGAAUUAGCUAAUGAUAUGAAAAAAGAGAGUAUUCAUGAUGUUAAAUUACUUGAUUAUCAUUAUAUAUUUUGGGAAGAACCACAAAUGUCUGGGAGAAAAUUACGCAAAGAAGGUUCUCUUCAUGUAAAACUUAUUGAACCACCAACACCUAUAAGACUUCUAAGUGCUGCUACACUUAAAUCUCAUCGACAACCAUUUGAAACAUGGAGAAAUGCAUACGUCACUCUUAGAGUUGAUCGACUCAAUAUCUAUCUACAUAAGUCAGAUAAAACACCUUCAUUAACAUAUACAUUACAGGAUGAAAAUUGUCAAGGAUGUCGAAGAAAUCGUAGUACUGAUCGUCCACAUGCAAUUGAAAUAAUGUUUGCUAAUGAUAUUACAUUAGUUAUGGCAGCUAAAACUAAAACUGAACAAGAUGAAUGGUUACAUGCUGUUAUGAAAGGUCUUUCUCAAGGACGUAUGGCAAUAAAAGAUGAAGAAAAUACAGCAAAUACAGUUCCAUGUAGUCUUAUAUUAACUGAUGAGAAAAUCUAUGUAUGUCAUGAUGAACAAGAUAAUGCACUUAUUCGUCAACUUGAUUCAAUGAAACUUGAAUAUAUUGCACACUUAUUUGUUGAUCCUCAAUGUCAAUAUUAUUGUGUAUUAUCGAUUGAACAAGGAAAUCAAGGUUCAAAAUCAUGGAUUUUUUAUUUUUUAUUUGCUAAAGAAAUGAUUCAAUUCAUUAAAACUUUGCAAACAGCUUUAUCAAAAACAUAUCAGGUGCCAAUGGAUCUUCAUCCAUUAAAUGAUAUUUCAUUUGAACGUGAAUGUGAACGAACUGCAAAACGCCUUCUUCGCUCCUAUCGUCCUUUAAAAUUUACUAAUUAA